AUGAUUAUAUCUGAAGCUUACUCUUGCCUUGACUCUGGUGGUGUUAGGGAUCAAAGAUAUUAUAGAGCAGGUGUGUAUUCGAGGGUUGUCAGGACUGGAGUUCCAAGGGCAUAUGCAUCUGCCAAAAGAGGCAACCCUUGGUUGAUCGGCGCACCUUUCCUUCUUAUCGUUUUAGGAACCAUCGGACUUGGUGGAGUCAAAGCUAACAGGGCUUAUAAUCUUCAAAAACAGACGUUCCCGUCUCACAAUCCUUUUCUUCCAUGAUUCAGAUUCUCUUACAACAUUACAUUUUGAAUCAUUGGUUGGGUAUGCAAGCUUUGUAUUAUUUUAUUUUUGUUAUUCCAACGCUUUUCCUUUCUUUUAUUUUUUCUCUUUUUUGAGAUUGUUCUUUGAUACUGUAUGUAAAAAUUAUGAUGUUAUAUA
This is a messenger RNA of Camelina sativa (false flax), 423 nucleotides long. RefSeq lists its product as uncharacterized. The record is from RefSeq and is a predicted model, not a curated record. NCBI's taxonomy places the organism in Eukaryota, Viridiplantae, Streptophyta, Magnoliopsida, Brassicales, Brassicaceae.